AUGGCCAACAAGAAAUCGCCAGAUUACAAGACUCUUUUUCUGCAGGCGGAAAAGAGACGCGAAGAGGCUGAAGAGCGACACAAGCAGGAAGAAGAGCGGAGGAAGCAGGCUGAAGACCGGCAGAAGCAGGCUGAAGACCGACAGAAGCAACUUCAAGAGCUCAGCCGACCAACCACUUUUGUGGAAUUCUUACGCCAUUGCCAUGAACUGCUAUCCCGACCGCUGAGAGUCGAGACACCAUCUCGGUCGACAACCGGAAAAAUCCCCCUUCCCACGGGAAAACAUUGCCCAACACGAUUGGAAUACUGGGCUGACUGCUCAGCACUGCAGUCGGAGCUUUUCAGAUCCGUCUACAACUAUCUCCAGUUAACCCCCGGGGGGGCGCCUCAAUUGUUCUCAUCUUUGCCUGAGCUAGAAGGAUUAGGCCGUCGACUUGGUCGGAAGCCGAUGAGCAGCGAGCAAGAACUCGAGGCCUAUGAGCGCUUCGCCGUGGAAGAACAUGUCCAUGACAUAAUUACCGAGCUGUGCAAACUACCAGCUGCUCGCAACGAGUUCGGUCUCGGCGAUGAAAUCCAGUUCAGCAACCAUACGAAUUCCUUAAACGAGAACGAAGCUCCCGAAGCAGAUGCAAGCCAACCAUCAAGUGUACACCACCCAAGACCUGAUCAGUUCUGCAUCCACCGUGUCGACGAUCACACUACCACUCUCCUCACAUCUGUUGAGUAUAAGCCACCCCACAAGCUUUCUCUGGCCACCCUUCGCAUGGGGCUGCGACCAAUGGACCUAUGGAAGGAUAUGGUCAGAUCAAACAAAAUACCGACAAACCAAGCAGCCAAGCUGAGGUACAACGCCGAGCGACUUGUCUGCUCCGCUCUUGUCCAGGAGUAUCAUGUCAUGAUUCAGGAGGGGCUAGAGUACUCCUAUGUGACCAACGGGGUCGCUCGGGUGCUCCUCCGUGUUCCACAUGAUAAACCUGGCACGCUCUACUACUUUCUAUGUGAUCCAAAUAGCGAAGUGGAUAUGGAAAUGGAAGCUACCCUUGAAAACACUUCUGUCGCAAGAACACUGUCUUUGUGUUUGAUGGCAUUCCGCUCGCCUGUGCGAGGUCAGGAGUGGAGGAAUUCCGUACGACCAGACAUUCCUUUAUGGAAGACCAGUUUCGAUCACACUCGCUCUCGCAUUCCCGAAGACGAAUUCCGCCAACUUCCUCUCAACUCCGACAGUACCGCGCCCAAAUUUCCAAGCCCAGAUUCUGGUUCGACCUAUGAACCAUCGUCAUCACCGCCAGAGCCCCCGGAAUCAUUAUCACGUCAAGUGUCUUCUAAAUCUCGAGUUAGCUGUGCCCCAUCCGAUGUGAGGCAUCGCUUACACUCGUCACAAUCACCCGACACCGACUCAAAUCCGGCAACGCGCCGCAAACGAACCUUCAGUCAAGUUCCGUCAUCUCCAUCCGUCCAACGCGUGGCCCGACAAAGAGAGACAAUCGAUGGUAGGGGUCCAGACAGCCAGUCCCGCCACCGCGGCGCACAAUUCUGCACCCAGAAAUGUUUACUCGGGUUGCAGUCUGGCGGUCUUCUAGACGACUGUUGUCCAAAUGUGAUGCUACAUCGUCGAAGCAAGGAUGAUCAGCAGCAUCCGAUUACUUCAGAAGACUUGGUCCGUCUACUCAAAGCACAAUUGGACGAAAACAUUGACCGAUGCAAACCCCUCGGAGGGUGCGGGGCAUACGGCGCGCCGUUCAAACUUACUUGUAUCACAUACGGCUACACUGUCGUCGGAAAAGGCACCACAACUAGGCUGUGGCAAGAAGUCUCUCGCGAAGCGGAGGUAUACCGAAUUUUGCGUAAGGUACAAGGGUCCGCUGUUCCUGUUUUCUUGGGUACAAUCGACCUGGCAAAAAUUUAUUUCCUUCACGGUGCUGGAGAGAUUCGCCAUAUGCUCAGGGUUCACCAAUCGAACAAGGAAAUCAGAGCUUUGGGAAUCAUCCACGAAGACCUUCGACGUGAGAAUGUUCUUUGGAAUGAACAGCUUGGGCGGGCAAUGAUCAUCGACUUUCACCGCUCCACAUUGAAACGUCGACCGACUUUGCAGCAGCCGCGAGCCUCAAAACGACGACACCGUCAACCAGAGACAGUUGGUUCGAAACGUCUUCGUGUGACGUGA
Molecule: messenger RNA, 2163 nt
Organism: Penicillium diatomitis
Lineage: Eukaryota; Fungi; Ascomycota; Eurotiomycetes; Eurotiales; Aspergillaceae
Exons: 2
Coding region: 1-2163 (720 amino acids)
Source: RefSeq, a predicted model, not a curated record